This is a messenger RNA of Condylostylus longicornis, 1182 nucleotides long. RefSeq names its product actin maturation protease. NCBI's taxonomy places the organism in Eukaryota, Metazoa, Arthropoda, Insecta, Diptera, Dolichopodidae. Bases 117 to 908 code for a protein of 263 amino acids. The transcript has 3 exons. The record is from RefSeq and is a predicted model, not a curated record.
AGUAAUUAAAAGAAUAAUUUAGUGUGGAAAAUAAAUUGAACGCAGUGGUGGAGAUAAUUUUAUAUUAAAUUUUUUUAAAAUAUUAGUAAAGUUAACUAAAAUAUUUUAAUUUUAUAAUGUCAUCUAUAAUUAGCGCGAUACCACCGCCCCCACCACUUGCGCCACCUCUCAAAGCAGAAUCUAUGACUGCUCCUAAUAUAAAUAAGUUUGAUGGAUGUUUAUGGGCAAAAAAAUUUCCAGACAUUCAACAAGGAUGUUACUUGUCGCAAAUAUGUGUUCUAACAAAACCUAAAGCAUGUAAAUUUAAAAAUAUUCAGUCUAUAAUUCAACAAGGUCCAACUUGUGGUUUGACCUGUUUGUCUAUGUUAAUAAACGAAGCUUUAUCACCGAAGGAAUUAUUGGAGCUGGCGAAAAAUUGGCAAUACACUUUAAAUGGAGAAAUGUUUAGUGCGAAAAACUUAUGUGAUAUUUUAAGAAAAGUGAUAACUGAAAAAAAUUAUAAUAAUAUUACGUGCCAAUUACACGAAGGUCCAUUAAAUUGUGCCAAGGUCAAAAAUUUCAUCACAAAUGAUGCUUGCUUAUUUGUACCAUAUGAUCCAGACUAUAAUCACUCACCUUGUUUAAAAUCAGGCCAUAAAGCACAUUGGGCAUUAAUAAUAGGUUACUUAAUCGACAAUGAUGAUAAUUUUUACGUAUUAGCGCGCCAUGGAAAAACGAAAAGUAUUGCAGUUUGGUCUUUAAAAUCUUUAAGUGCCAGUAAUUCAAAUUUAAUUGAGUUUGCUCAGCCUAAAGGUUACCCUAAUACGGAUUUCCUUUUACCAGAAGGCGGAAUUGGCGGACCUAAUGGUUUGAGAAAUCAAUGCGUAAUUGCUCAAAAUAUAGAGAACGAAACUGUAGCAGUAGUUUAAUAACGAAACUUGUUUUUUAGUUAUGAAAUUCAAAAUUGUAAUUUUAAAAGUAUGUUUUUAUCCAUUGAAAAUGUUGUUUUUAAGUUUUAAAAAGAAACUACGAAAAUGUUAUUGUAAAUUUUAACAACGAAAAUAUCUGUGUUAAUUUAAUUUAAUUAGAUAAAUUAGAAGUUUUAAUGUUUUAUUUAAAAGAAGAUAAAUUGCAAUAAUUUUAAUGAAAUAAAAGGACAAAACAAUAUUUUUAUAAAAAAAAAUACAUAUUUUAUUUUACAAU